UUAGCAAUGUUGGGUGCGCAUCCAUGUGUUUCAUCAAUUUUGAUCGUUAUAUAUCUAGUAAGGUUACUUCAAGAGUUUCAAAAGCUUUCGACUCGGCUAUCACAGACCAAUCAGAACGAAGAUAUCGUGCCGCUGUGAAUUGCCAUGAGCUCCAUUGCUGAGUCGGAGCGAUUUCCGGCUUACAUGGUCGACGGUAUGCCUUCGAACGGGCAAGACUGGCUAGUGCAGCCUUUACUAACGGAUUACUACCAGAUAACAAUGUGCUAUGGCUAUUGGCUUGCUGGUUCGCAUGACGACAUAGCUACGUUUGAUCUUUUCUUUAGAAAAAAUCCGUUCAAAGGUGAAUUUACGGUCUUCGCUGGUCUCGAGGACUGCCUACGAUUUGUGGAAAACUUCAGAUUCAGUAAAAGUGACAUUGAAUAUAUAAGAACGCUUCUUCCACCUGAUAGCAAUCCUGACUUCUUUGAUUACCUGGCUCAGUUGGAUUGUCGAAAGGUCAAGAUCGAAGCUGUCCCUGAAGGAUCCGUCGUGUUUCCAAAGGAACCGCUUAUAACAGUGGAAGGACCAUUGGCAAUAUGCCAGCUUUUAGAAACCACGUUUCUCAAUCUAAUCAACUUUGCAUCCCUAAUAGCCACAAAUGCUGCAAGAUUUAGACAUGUUGCUGGAGAGAAGAUGAAGUUGUUUGAGUUUGGGCUGCGACGUGCACAAGGGCCGAAUGGCGGACUAACGGCGAGCAAAUAUUGCUACAUAGGAGGUUUUGAUGGCACAAGCAACGUCUUGGCAGGAAAGCUUUUCGGUAUACCCGUCAAAGGGACGCAAGCACACAGUUUCGUGUGUUCGUUCUCUACCGCCGACGAUUUACGAACGCGCAGAUUGAAAGCGAAGGAUGGGUCUCGCGAGUGCGAUCUCUACAAUCUCAGCUUGGAAAAGAGAAGCUGGUUAAUGGAAAAGAUAGACUGGGGCGUAUCUCAAUCAGAAGUGAAUGAAAGUGAACUGGCGGCUUUUGUCGCCUACGCGGUCGCGUUUCCAAGCAACAAUCAGUCACUCAUUGAUACUUACGAUGUGUUGAGGAGCGGUGUCAUCAACUUCCUCGCUGUCACUGUGGCCUUACACGAGCUUGGGUACAAAUCCAUAGGUUGCAGAAUAGACAGCGGAGAUUUGUCUUACUUAUCAAAGGAAGUGCGAGCUCGUUUCAGCAAAGUGGCUAAACUAAGACCAGACUUGAGUUGGAUAGAAAACUUGGUGAUCGUUGCCUCUAAUGACAUUAAUGAAGAAACUAUUACAUCUUUGAACGAGCAGUCGCAUGAGAUUGACGCUUUCGGAGUCGGAACCCACCUCGUCACCUGUCAGAAGCAGCCGGCUCUUGGCUGUGUUUACAAAUUGGUUACGAUAUCCGGACAGCCAAAAAUAAAGCUGAGUCAAGAGAUGACCAAAAUCACAAUUCCGGGUCGGAAGAAGUGUUUUCGGCUCUAUGGCAGAAGUGGCUACUGCAUACUGGAUCUGAUGAUGCUUGCGGAUGAGGAGGAUCCCAAAAUCAAUACGCAGAUUCUAUGUCGCCAUCCUUUUGAAGAAUCAAAGAGAGCAUUGGUCGUGGCUAGUAAGAUUGAGCGAAUGCAGCAAACCUUCUGGUGUAAUGGUGCUUUAGCACAGGAAUUGCCAAAGAUAGAUGUAAUCAAGAAUCGCGUGAACACAUCGCUUGAGAGCCUCAGAGGAGACCACCGGCGUUCUCUCAAUCCUACACCAUACAAGGUGUCCGUGUCGGAGAAGCUGUACGAGUUUCUACAUUCACUGUGGUUGCAGAAUGCCCCGAUUGGACAGCUUGAAUGAUGACAUCGAAGCUUCGUCAGCUGCUCUUUCAAGUAGCGAGUAGUGACGAUAGCAUUAGAUCAUAGGUAGUGACGGUGCGAGAAAUUUUUUAUCGGGGGCUUGGCAUUGGCCAUGCCAUAUGAAAUUUUUUAGUGGGAUCUUCAAAUCUUUGCAGCUUCACUGAAUACAUUAAUUUCGCCACCCGGCACGCCUCUCCGCCCCCUCAUUCCGCCACUGGUAAUAGGGUAGGGUGUUUAGGUAAGCCAUAUGAAUCUAUUCAGCCGUGUCUGUCUGUCUGUUUCUCGCAGUGUUAGACCUAAUAACAGAAUAAACCUCAACAAAUAAGUCUCUGGGCUGUAUUGAACCUUGUCAGUACUGUUAGUUACGUUACUUCCCCUCAUUCAUCUAUAGAUUUUAUCGUUCGAGUCUGUAAAGAAUCUAUUGAACACUCUGAUUAUACAGCCGACGUCAUUAUUUUGUCGUGAGUUUUUUUAGCAACUCCCUUAUUCUUGCCAUGUUCUACUUUGCUUCAGUACAUUAACCUGUUGCUAUACCUUUAUCAAUCUCCCUUCUGCCAUUUCUUACAAGGGAACGAUAC
Molecule: messenger RNA, 2404 nt
Organism: Cylicocyclus nassatus
Lineage: Eukaryota; Metazoa; Nematoda; Chromadorea; Rhabditida; Strongylidae
Source: the annotation of a GenBank genome assembly